GCGCAGGAGAAGAAGUCCCAGAGAGAUGAGAACCGGCAGAUGCUGGCGGAGCUGCAGCAACAGUGCCAGGAGAAGGCCGCGGAAUGGGACCAGCACGAGGCAGCACGGCACGAGGAGCUUUCAGCAAUCGCGGAUACCAUCGGCCUUCUGGAGGAGAGUCGGCUGGCUCGGAAAGCUCCUGUAAGCUUGCUCCAGCUACAGGACGUGAAAGAUGAUGCCAGGAGCUAUGCCAUGGACAAGCUUACCGCGAUCAAAUCGACCUCCGCGCAGUUCGUCCUCCUGGCGCUCAGGGGUCAGAAGGUUGGCCUGGAGGAGGUGGCGCAGAUGAUCACACGCCUGCUGACCAACCUGCGAUCGGAGGCACAGUCGGAGGCGGAGAAGAAACAGUACUGCCAGGCGAGAUACAGUUCCAGCGCGAGCAAGAAGAGGACGCUGCAGAACAAGGAGCAAGAGGCCGCGGCUGCGAUGGGAGAGGCGCGCGAGAGCCUAAAGCUCAUCCAGGAUGACCUCCAGCAGAUCAAGCAGGGCAUCCAGGACCUGGAUGCCUCCGUCGCGGAGGCCAAGGGAUUGCGGAAAGCCGAGCGCCUCACGCUGGCGAACGAGGAGGCAGACGCCUCGGAGACGGAGGAGAUUCUGCAAAAGGCGAAGACGAGGCUGAGCCGGGUAUACCGUGGGGAUGGCGCAUCCUUUCUGGAUCAGGUUGCCUCUCGACUCCGCAAGCUGCCGUCGGCGGAGUUCGGCGCCAGCUUGGCGGAACCGACCGCCAACAGAGUCCUGUCUCUGCUGGACCGUUUGAUCUCAGACGUCCGCCAUCAGCGGCAAAGCGCCAUGGCGGAGGAAUCCAAAGCGCAGAAGGAGCAUGAUUCCUUCCUCCAGGACUGCGCGAGGAAGCGCUCCACCGAGAUGAACGCGAUGGUGGCCAAGCGUAGCGUGGAGGCCUCGGCCAAAGCGGAGCUGCAGAACUUCAAGGAGCUCCGUGCGACGGCUGAUCAGGAGCUGCAGGCCAACGAGGACUACAAGCUGGCCCUGGACACAGACUGCGCCUGGCUCUUGCAGAACUGGGAGGAGCGCAGCAGCGCGCGCCUGCGGGAGGUUCAGGCCCUCGAAAGUGCACGGUCCACAUUGGUGGAUGAAGCAGGGUAGUCUCCGCGCGGCUGAUCUCCCGAGCUUCAGAUGCCUAUGCCGCGAAGCACGUGUGGCA
Messenger RNA from Effrenium voratum, 1201 nucleotides. Lineage: Eukaryota; Dinophyceae; Suessiales; Symbiodiniaceae. The record is from the annotation of a GenBank genome assembly.